AUGAUCGCAGUGCGCCGUGCACCAGUCAAUGGUGUCCGUCAUUAUGUGACAGCGACAUCAUCCAUCGCCUCGUUGCGAGCAGCCCAAUUUGGCAGAACAGCAGCCUAUAGAAGACUAACGGCCGCAACCACCGAAAGAUCCCCGUCUUCACUCAGUUCCUCUAUACCUCGCGCCUCUUUUUCUCCUCGACUUGCAGUCCCUUCCCAAACCCUCUUACGAUCUCUACAUACUUCACGAGCCCUAUACCAACAGACACAACCAAAAGAAGAAGUAAAGGAAGACGUCCGGGAUCCUCCGCGGGACGAAAAGCCCCAGGAAGAGGCAAAAGCCGGCGGCGAAGAACAGAAAGAGGGAGAAGAGAAACAAAGCAAAGACCAAAAAUCAGAAAAGGACGACAAAAAUCCACCUCCGCCGCCACCCCACGGGGACAAGACGCCAUGGCAAGUCUUUACUGAAACUCUCCGAUCCGAGUUCAAAGCCUCGAAAGAAUGGAACGAGUCGACCAAGCAAUUAUCAGGUUCAGUCCAACAGUUCACCGAAUCCGAUGCAGUGCGAAGGGCAAGAGAAGCAUCAGAGGCUGCUUCCAAGGGUACUUCGCAGGUCCUCAAAGGUGCAGGUCGCGCCAUUGGACAGGGUGCGGCAUGGACCUGGGAUACCAAGGUCGUCCAAGGUGUUCGAUCCGGUGUCAACGCGACUGGCCGUGGUAUUGAGAAAGCCACUCGUCCCAUCCGGGAAACCAAGGCGUUCAAAGAUAUCUCCGAAGCUAUCGACGAUGGUAGCAGUUCGAGAUAUGGAGGCUGGGUUGAGAAGGAAGAACGACGGAAGAAGCGAGAGGCUCUACUCCUGAAAGAAGCGCAAUCUGGCAAAAGACCUGUUGAAGAAAUGGUCGAGGAUCCAAAUGCUGGAACCAACAUUACUGUCCACAAAGAUUCGGCCUGGAAGGAGUCAUGGAACAGCUUCAAGGAGAAUUCCAAGGUCAUGCAGAGCUUGUUCAGUAUGAAACAAACAUACGAAGAGUCGGAGAAUCCUUUCAUCUCGACAGCGCGGUCAAUAUCAGAUCGAGUUGCAGGGUUUUUCGCCGAGAAUGAGACUGCGAUGGUGAUCAAGAAAUUCCGGGAAAUCGACCCCAACUUCCAACUCGAGCCGUUUUUGCGAGACCUGCGCGAAUUUAUGCUCCCCGAAGUCCUCGAUGCGUAUGUCAAGGGGGAUGUUGAGACACUCAAGCUGUGGCUGUCGGCCGCGCAAUUCCAGGUGUACUCGGCUCUCAUGGAACAGUACACCAAGGCAGGACUGAAGUCGGACGGAAGGAUACUCGACAUCAGAAACGUCGACAUCCUGAAUGCCAGGCUGCUCGAGCCCGGCGACAUUCCAGUCUUUAUCAUCACCUGCCGGACACAAGAGGUUCACGUUUACCGGAACAAAAAGACGAAUGAGCUUGCUGCCGGUAUGGAGGAUAAAGUCCAAUUGGUCACGUAUGCCAUCGGAAUGACCAGAUUACCAGAGGAGGUCAACAACCCCGAGACCCGAGGAUGGAGAAUGAUUGAACUGCAAAAGGCUGCGCGAGAUUACUAUUGA
Messenger RNA from Exophiala spinifera, 1575 nucleotides. RefSeq lists its product as uncharacterized. Gene Ontology annotation, cellular component: mitochondrial inner membrane. Gene Ontology annotation, molecular function: protein-folding chaperone binding. NCBI's taxonomy places the organism in Eukaryota, Fungi, Ascomycota, Eurotiomycetes, Chaetothyriales, Herpotrichiellaceae. Bases 1 to 1575 code for a protein of 524 amino acids. Gene Ontology annotation, biological process: protein import into mitochondrial matrix. The transcript has 2 exons. The record is from RefSeq and is a predicted model, not a curated record.